This is a messenger RNA of Cryptosporidium ubiquitum, 321 nucleotides long. RefSeq lists its product as uncharacterized. The transcript has a single exon. Lineage: Eukaryota; Apicomplexa; Conoidasida; Eucoccidiorida; Cryptosporidiidae. Bases 1 to 321 code for a protein of 106 amino acids. The record is from RefSeq and is a predicted model, not a curated record.
AUGAAUGCAACUCAAAAUAUUGAUAUUGAAGAGUGGCAAAAAGAGUUUUUUUCAACAGAAAAAUCUGUAUUUUCUCAGGAAGGUAAUGGUAUAAAUUCUACACAGAAUGAAAAAAGUUUUUUAGAACAAAAAAUAUCCGAAGAUAUACAAAUAUUUGAGCUUAUGAAUCCUGAUGCCUUUAAUAGAAUUCCAAUGAUAUAUGAAAAGAAAGAUUCAAAAUUUAUCGAAGAAAAUUGGAGAGAAUAUAGGCGACACCUUACUCAAGAUUAUUUAAAAAAGUCAAAACAGGCGAAUAGAAAGUUAAAAAAACAAAGUAUAUAA